This is a messenger RNA of Miscanthus lutarioriparius, 246 nucleotides long. Lineage: Eukaryota; Viridiplantae; Streptophyta; Magnoliopsida; Poales; Poaceae. The record is from the annotation of a GenBank genome assembly.
AUGUGCUAUCAGGUGAAGUGCGGCAGCUGCGGCAAGCCCACGUGGGCGGGGUGCGGUCGCCACGUCGCGUCGGUGCACGCGCAGAUCCCGGAGGGCCAGCACUGCGCCUGCCGCAACUGGCCCGGCGUCGCCGCCGCCCCCGCUCCCGCCCCGGCCGUCGAGAAGAAGGCCUUGGGCGCCGCUGACAACGAUGCUGGGAAGGCCUCCGGCACCGCCGCUCCCGCGGAAGGCGGCGCUGCGCAGUGA